CAAUGACUUGAUGCUAAAUCCGCUGACUAUCCAAUAAGGUAAUCUGAGGGAAGAUACCAUCCAAAAACCGUCCGUUCCAGUCUGCUGGGCUAAUUUAGUUGGAUUUCGACGCAUCCCCGGACCUGCCUUCGAGUUAAUUCCCAAGGGCUUACACUGAAGGCUGAAGGAAUGGAUCCAAAAGCCCCUCCUGACCCCCACAGUAUGACGGGCGUUCCAUUUAUGGGACGCGGAAGAGGACUGCAGCCGGAGGAGCUGGCUGUAGGACUUGGUAGAGGGCUUCUGCUCUCUACAGAAGGGCCUGUAGCUGGACGAGCCAGAGGUUUUCUCAGUCCUGGCGAUACCCCACAAGGACGUGGUGCACCAGUCGCUGGACCAAUGGUUGGACGAGCCAGAGGGCUGUUUCUGCAGCUAGACAAUGGAGGCUUUGGCCGAGCCCGAGGGCUGCUCCUUCCAGCAGUUGAGCCAAAGGUUGGUGUGGCAAGAGGUGCCAUCCUGGAGUCACAACAUUUGCAGCCACCCCCACAUGAAACUAUGACGAGGGACCAAACUGAAGCCUUUACAAGGAAAGAGGUUGAAGCAUCUACUCAAGGUCAAGGUUCAGCACUGGUCUCAAUGUUUAGAGGAAUGGGCAUUGAUCCCUCAAUGACCUCACACGGAAGAGGAAUUCUACCAGUGGGACGAGGAGCAGCUGGAGAUAUGGGAGACGUGAAGCUCCAGGGUCACCCAUUAGGUUUCAGCAGCAGCCCAGAGAGCACUGGCCCACCUGAGGAGGUGAUGGUCAGAGGCAUGGGGUCCCCUGGCCAUGGUUUGUCCCCUCAGAUGAUGCUUGGGCUUGGAAGAGCGGCGAUGCCACAUUUGGGACAGGGAAGAGGACACCCCCUUCUUCCUGCCCUCUCUCCAGGUCCAGUUGAGUCCUUUUUCCCAGCCCCUGAGCAGCAAAAAGUCCUGAAAUCUGAGACUUCACAGGCAGAAACUGCACCCCUGCUGCCCACCCCUCAAGAUGUGUUGGAGCCCCCUGCUGCCACAGCAGAAAAGACAGAGCUGAAAAUGGAGCCUAUUCAUGCGCCUCUUAAUAAGGCUGGAACAAAAGGAGCUCCUAUAACUGUUGGAUCAAACCACAUCCAGAUUGCUUGCAAGAAUGAGGCUGUUUAUCAGUACCAUGUUACAUUCACGCCAAAUGUUGAAUCGAUGGCAAUGCGUUUUGGCAUGAUGAAAGACCACCGCUCCACCACAGGAGAAGUUGUAGCCUUUGAUGGCUCGAUUCUCUACCUGCCUGUCAAGCUGGAGAAUGAGGUGUUUCUAAAGAGUUUCAGACGAACUGACAACGAAGAAAUACAAAUCAAAAUCCAGAUGACCAAGAUUUUGCCACCCCACUCGGACCUGUGCCUUCCUUUCUAUAACCUGGUGCUCAGGAGGGUAAUGAAAAUCAUUGGUCUAAAGCUGGUAGGUCGGAAUCAUUAUGACCCAGAAAGUGCAGUCGUUCUUGGAAAACAUCGCCUGCAGGUGUGGCCUGGUUACGCCACCUGUAUCAAACACACAGAUGGAGGCCUCUACCUGAAUGUGGACAUCACCCACAAAGUCUUAAGGAAUGAUUCAGUGCUGGAUGUCAUGAACUCGCUGUACCAACAAAGCAAAGAGCACUUCCAAGAUGAAUGCACCAAAGAACUCAUUGGCAGCAUCAUCAUCACCCGCUACAACAACCGCACCUAUCGCAUUGAUGCCAUCGAGUGGAGCAAGUCACCCAAAGACACCUUCACGCUGAUGGAUGGCACAAAAACCACAUUUGUGGAAUACUACAGCAAAAACUACGGCAUUACAAUCAGCGAGCUGGACCAGCCUCUUCUCAUGCAUCGGCCCAAGGAGAGGUCCAAACCAGGAGGCAAGCAAAUCAUUACUGGAGAGAUCCUUUUGGUGCCAGAGCUUUCCUUCAUGACGGGAAUCCCUGAGAAAAUGAGGAAGGACUUCAGAGCCAUGAAGGACCUGACCAUGCACAUCAAUGUGAGCAGUGAGCAGCACACCCAGUCAAUUAAACAGCUGCUCAAGAACAUGAGCACGAACCCGGAGAGUCUGAAGGAGCUCAACCGAUGGGGACUUGAGAUUGGCUCAGAGAUCCUGAUGAUUAAAGGCAGAACGCUGCCCAUUGAAACCAUCUGUCUGCAGUCGUCGUCCUUUACCACGAGUGCAGACGUGUCCUGGUCCAGAGAGGUUGUCAGGGAUCCUUCAAUCAGCUCAAUCCCACUGAACAUCUGGGCAAUCUUCUACCCUCGCCGCUGUGCAGAGCAGGCCGAGGAGCUGGUUACCUGCUUCAACAAGGUGGCCGGACCUAUUGGGUUUCGACUGGAGAGACCCAUUCGUGUUGAAUUGAGGGAUGAUCGCACUGAGACAUAUGUCAAGAGCAUCCACUCACAGCUGACCAGUGAGCCAAACAUGCAGCUGGUAGUGUGCAUCAUGGUUGGCAACAGAGACGAUCUCUACAGCGCCAUCAAGAAGCUCUGCUGUGUGAAAAGUCCUAUCCCAUCCCAGGCCAUCAAUGUACGGACAAUUUCCCAGCAACAGAAGUUAAAGAGUGUUGCCCAAAAGAUACUCCUCCAGAUGAACAGCAAAUUAGGAGGAGAGCUGUGGACGGUCAAUGUCCCUCUGAAACAACUAAUGGUGGUUGGAGUUGAUGUCCACCAUGACACCAGCAAGGCGCAUCAGUCAGUCAUGGGCUUUGUGGCAAGUGUUAACAGCUCAUUGACCCGCUGGUACUCCAGAGUAACUUUCCAGACACCCACCGAGGAACUGAUCAAUGGCUUCAGAGUUUGCUUACUGGCUGCACUGCAGAAGUACUACGAGGUGAACCACAACCUGCCGGAGAAGAUCGUGGUGUAUCGUGACGGUGUUUCAGACGGUCAACUGAAGAUGGUAGAGCAGUAUGAGAUUCCACAGUUGAUCAAAUGCUUUGAGACCUUCCCCAACUACGAGCCCAAGCUGGUCUUCAUUGUAGUCCAAAAGCGUAUCAGCACCACCCUUUACUCCUGGGUUUCAAACAGCUUUGGCUCACCUCCACCCGGAACUGUGCUGGAUCACACCCUCACCAACAGAGCCUGGGUGGACUUUUACCUCAUGGCACAUCACAUUCGCCAAGGCUGUGGACUUCCCACACACUACAUCUCCUUGUACAACACGGCAAACCUCACGCCAGACCAUUUGCAGAGGCUGACCUAUAAGAUGUGCCAUUUGUACUGGAACUGGCCCGGCACUAUUCGAGUUCCAGCGCCUUGCAAGUACGCCCACAAACUGGCUUUCCUGUCAGGCCAGUAUCUUCAUUCAGAGCCAGCCAUCCAACUUUCAGACAAGCUCUUCUUCCUCUGAGCUGCAGCACAUACUGAAACAGCAAACCGAGCUGUGAUGAAAAUCAUUGAAAUCAGAGUCUGUCCUUCCACGAGGCACUCCAGUUUUAUAUAUGUGUGUGAAUGUAAAGAGAUUUAAAAACGGAUUGUUGUUGUGAUCAAGCCUUUAUUACAAAUGUUAUGUUUUACCUGUUGAAGUAAACAUGUAGAAAUGUUUACAUUUUAAUUUUGAGUUGUAAAGAAAUGGAAAUGGUUAUGUUUUAAAAGGCUCUGUUUGAAUGUUCUGUUUGAGAGGAAAAAUCUGAACAUACAAUUGCACUUAUUUAGUUGAACCCAGAUUGUCUUUCUUCAGCUUCUAUGUAACUGCAAACAUGUCUGCUAUUAAUAAUGCUGGACAUAAAAAAACUCUUUUUCAAUAAACAAAUGAUGAGCCUCUGUUCUCUGA
Molecule: messenger RNA, 3777 nt
Organism: Cheilinus undulatus (humphead wrasse)
Lineage: Eukaryota; Metazoa; Chordata; Actinopteri; Labriformes; Labridae
Gene: piwil2
Product: piwi-like RNA-mediated gene silencing 2
Exons: 24
Coding region: 169-3354 (1061 amino acids)
Biological process (GO): regulatory ncRNA-mediated gene silencing
Cellular component (GO): P granule
Molecular function (GO): protein binding; piRNA binding
Source: RefSeq, a predicted model, not a curated record